Messenger RNA from Neoarius graeffei (lesser salmon catfish), 8211 nucleotides. It is a transcript of the gene crybg2, whose product is annotated as crystallin beta-gamma domain containing 2. Gene Ontology annotation, biological process: lens development in camera-type eye; visual perception. Gene Ontology annotation, molecular function: structural constituent of eye lens. Lineage: Eukaryota; Metazoa; Chordata; Actinopteri; Siluriformes; Ariidae. Bases 15 to 6719 code for a protein of 2234 amino acids. The record is from RefSeq and is a predicted model, not a curated record. The transcript has 22 exons.
AGGGGAUUUGACAGAUGGCGAAGAGCAGCAUCUCUCCAAGGAAAACUCUGAAGCGCCUGUUUUUCUCCAGAAGCACCGCAGACCUGCAGGAACGUGGCGAGAAACAGGAGAGUAAAUCACACACACUGUUCAAAUGGAGAGAGAAGAAAAAAGACAAGAGAGUGGAGUCUCCUGAACCUGCGCCAGCAGAAGAGCACAAUGGAGGAGAUUGGAAUGCUGCAUCUAUUUACACCACUGUGCCCAGGUCAAAGAAGGGACUGUUUUCUCGUUCUGAGACCGACCUCCAUAAACCCAAGCGCUUUGCCACGCUCUCUUUUGCCUGGAAGAAAAAGAAGAAGAACACAAAUCUCUCUCAGAGCUUUUCAAGUAUCAGUGUGGAGUCUGAGGUCAGAGGUCACAUCAGAGACCCAGAUGAUGAAAUCAAGAUGGAACAAACUUUCCUCAGGCAACAGGUGCCUUCUGAGGGAGUGGAAAUUGACUCAUUGGACCAUGAUGCUGGAAGCAGUCAAGAAGAAGAUCCAAACGCAGUAGAAUUUAUGCUAGCGAACACUGAGAGCAUGCACAUUUCACACAUCGACUCCUUGGUUUCUGUCAGUGAUGGUUACUGUACUCCUCCAGAAAGUUCUGGUUUGGACUCUUCUUCUCAAUCACUUACUGUUAACGAUACUGAACUGCACCAGCCCUAUAACAAGUACAGCAAAAUUACUUCAGGACAAUUACCUGACACCACUAUACAUGCUACUGCUGAAGAAGGUUCCAGAUUAUCUCUCCUGACCUCAACAGAUCACAUGAGUCUCUCAAACUCACCCACCAGAAUGUUUGAAGGCCACUUUGUACCAGUCAUUCCCACUCCCACCAGCUCUGUGGACUCCUCUAUCAACAGCUCACUCAUAACCAAACACCACCCGGACAGGAGCACCAGUGCUGACAGCAGGGAUCACUCUUUCACACAUCAUCAAUGGGAUGUGGCCAAAAAAAAUCCACAAUGGAUCGUGUCACUUGACUCCACCACACAGAGGGAUGGAGCUGAGAAAUUUGAGGAGGUAAACACUAACCUGGCCUUGGGCUAUCCUGAACAAAGCUCCAGUCACCUUAGUGAGAUCACUGAUUCUAAAAACAGACCUGCAGAUGAUAGAGAUGCAUCACGUGAUGAACCUGAGAUAGGAUUCCACAGAGACCAUUCUCACAUCACUAAUGAUACCAUUCAAGACUGUGAAACCAUCAGGAAAAAUGAGUUAAACAUGGAUCCUAUUGCAGGUCCUGAUUAUGUUUUAUCUAUCUCCGAUCAAGUUCCUGGAGAAUUAGUUCCUCUUUCCAGUCGUUAUGACCCAGAGAUCAUCUACUCAACAACAGAAACUUCUAGCUCCUCUUUUGGUGAAAAUGGUGGAAAUUCAGGUUCAGAUGCUCCUCCAGUUUACCUUGAGAAAGACCUCUCACCUCAAUUGACAAGAAGAAACAUCAUGGUAACGGACCCUGACUCUGCAACUUUUGACUUCUUCAGGUCCUCCUACACCAGCAGCUUUAAUCACAGCAAUAACUUCUCAGAUCUGCUGUAUGAAUCUGACCAACCAAAACAAGAGCAAGAACCUCAAGAACCAACAAUCUCCACCAGUCUCUCGUUCAAUACGUUUAACAAAUCAUUGUCUCCUGAAAGCAUCUUCUCUGCCACAGAUCAUUUGACAAGUUAUUCUUCCAUUUCUGACCUUUCUCACCAAUCUUUCUCUGAAGACCAUGAAUCAGAAAAUUGCCAAGGAAAUAAUUUGGAAGCAGAUAAAUAUGAUGAAGAAGGAAUUCAUGAAAUCCCAGCUCAAGGACUUUUCAGUAGAUCUGCAUUGUUUGAAAAGACAUCUAAUUUAUCAGAAGAGAAGGAACGUCAUGGUUUUUCAAUAAAUAAUGAGCCUGCGAGUGAAGCUGUGAUACGUGGAAAUGAUUUUUAUGUCAUGAAGUUGCUUAACAAUCAUUUGAAUGAGUCCGUUAACAGGAAAUAUUCACAAUGGGACAGAAGUGCUGUGAUGUUAAAUACAGAAGAAAAUCUUACAAGAAACUGGGAAGGUGACGUGGUAGAAGCAAGAAUAUUUCAAGAUGAGAACAUGGUUGGAUCUUUUUCCAUCAUGAAUAAGGUAAAAGAGAAUGCUGAAGAAAAGGCAUUUGGUCUGGAACAAAUGUUUCUCAGGAAUGAAGUGGAUACACAAGGUGGAGAAAGUGAGGCACCACCAGGUGAAGUUAACCAAAAGCUUGCAGAUCUCACGAUGAUCAAACCAGACGUGCCAGUUCUCCAAGUGUGUGUGUCUGAGGAAUGCAGCACUGCCCCUCCCUACAGUCUGCACGGUGAUGUGUCAGUCACGGACCGCGAGACAGAAACACACCUGUACAUGGAGGCUGGGUCAGGCCACUCCCAGGAGAUUGGAUCUCUGAUACCACCACAAUGGGAGGACUUGACAGGGGGUGGAGUCAAUGGCAGUGUUGUUCGACUCCAUGUGGAUAGAGAUAACAUCAAUACACGGGAGUCAGAGGCACAAUCUGUCACCUAUUACCAAGUCCCAAGAUUUGAAUCUGCUGAGCCACGAGGAUUACCAGAGACCAGAGAAACUUUCCAACAAAUUCAAGAGCAACAAAACGGCGGUGAUCAAGAGCACCAAGACAUUGUCGAGAAUCCCAUCCUCCAAUCAGAGAACACAGCCAAUUGCAGUAGAGAUACCUGUGGAAUCUUCACAGAACAAAGCAAGACUCCAGGAGGAAUUGUUGUUUGCAUCAGACAGUUUGGUGAAAAAGAGGAAAAUUGUCAAGAGUUGCCAAGAGAGAGGACGCUCUCGAACCAUCAGCCUGCACCAAGAUGCACAUCGCUUGACCGGUUCCCUCAUGCCACUUCUCCUCUCAGCACAGUAAUCGCAGAGUCUGACGCCGAGAUUCCCGUAGAAACUUGUCCUCAAGCAGAUACAGACAUGAGUGUUUCUCAUGUUGGGGUGCUGAGCACCACAUUAACACUGAAGCCCAAAGUGUCUCAGCAAGGACAAGAAGACGGCAAAAAAGUGCACAAGGUGUCCCUGGUGAACAACAGCAGCAGCACCACAAACACCUCCGUAUUUUUUAGACGUCAUGUGAAUGAAUUGGAUCACAGGGUUAGAAAUGACACCCUGGACAGUGGAACCAGACUCGAGACGGGCAGCGAUUGGAAGCCGAGGCACGAUGAGUACCAUGUUUUUGAAGGAGAAUCAAGAUCUUAUUUUACAGACAGAUCGGAGUCUGAGGUGUCAGGUAGCACACACCUGUACUCUUCACACUCCAGCGGCUCUGAGUAUGAACCGACCGCGCACCCCUCCCUCUCCUUCUCUUUUGAGCAUGAGCAGAAAACCCUCCCUUCAGCUGUCUCCUUGGACACAGCUGGUAGUCAUGGUAACAAUGCCUGGUGGAAUGCAAGGAGCGAAGUCCAGGUGAGUGGUGAGAGCCAGACAGGUGGGAGGAGCUGGGCGGGGCUUGCUGAACCUGUAGAGGAGAGUGAGGUGAAAAGAGACGGAGAAAUAACAAAUGCAGGCUCUCAUUACAGCACAGAGGAGACGGACGGCGUCUUCUCCGGCAUCUUCAAGGCAACUCUUGUGGAGCUUUCCCCCACUGACACUGAUCCGGAAACCCCAAUAGUCAGCUCUCCACAUGACAUGGAAAUCUUGAGGGACACACUGAAAAGCAUGGCACCUCCUGUUCGACACCGGCCCCUGCGCAACACCUCCAGUCUGCCUUUCUCAUCUCUGCCACCCAUUGUUGAAGACACCACCAGCCCUGCUCCUCUUGCGGUUUCCAGUAUCUCCACACCGACUUCUCCUGCAGUUGCCGAACCUCCGAAAGUCCUGCCGCUGGACCUGGGGUUAAACUGGAACACCUCAAAAGAUAUGCGUUCUCCUCUGACAAUGAUGACCAUGCUAAAGGAGCAGCAGGGUCAGGAUCCACAGGGACGCUCUCCUCUCUUACCAGCAAGAGCUUCCGCUCUCAGCAGCAUUGUCAUGUCCAAGAACUCACUUCCAAACCUCAACCUGGAUGAGGGAUCUCAAGUUAAUGGUAUUUUGGGAACCUCACGUCUGGAGCGCAGCCUGCUGUUUUCCAGUUACCGUUCUGAACAGACGGAAGAGAACCGCAAACCAUCAGCUCAACGGUCUCUCUUCCGAGCAGCCUCAUUGCCUGAGGUUAACUCUGGACACGACUAUCUCGGCAAGAUAUCCAAGGAACUGGACUCACCAGGGUCUACAGGGACCACUUAUGAGCUGUCCUUCCUCAAAUCACAACCAAGCUCCCUUCCAGGGUUGAUCGAGAAUUCUAGGAUCAGCAGGAGCCCUUUGGUCAUCCACAGCCCCACUACUGAGAGUCCGACCUCCAACAACACACCCUUACACAUCCUUUCAACAGAGUCAUCGGUUAAACCUCUAAGCCUGCAGCAGAACCUCAGCAUCGGCACGUCUUCUGUUGAUUCACCUGUCCAUAAUGGCGUCGGAAACAAGGAUCCUGGACCAGACAAGAACCUGCUGAUCAAGUACAAAGCGUUCCCAGAUGCCUAUCUCACAAAACAGAAAGAACACGGAAAACUGAACCCUCGACCUGGGAAGAUGUUCAUUUAUAGUCGUCCGGAACGACGUGGACAGAGGAUCGAGGUGAAGGGAGACGUGACGGACGCAACAGAGUGGGAGUUUCCGGAAAGUAUCUCCAUCAGAGUGGUCCGAGGAGGCUGGGUUUUAUAUGAGAAGCCGGACUUUAAAGGAGAGAAGAUCGCGCUGGAGGAAGGAGACACCGAGCUGACGAAUCCAUUCAGAGCACCAGAGGAGGAUGAGGCGAGAGCCGAGCAGAACGGAGAACAACAGAAUGGAGAACAGGAGAACGGAGAAUCCAAACAUACAGAACCGAAACGCCUCGUCAUCGGGUCACUGCGCAGAGCAGUGAGGGACUACAGCGUUCCUGAGAUCUGUCUCUUUCCUGAGGAGAAUGCUGAAGGAAAGAAAGUGGUGUUCAGGGACACGUCAGAAGACUCACGAAUCUACGGCUUCCCCGUAAAAGCCAACUCCAUCAUCAUCAACGCUGGGCUGUGGCUGGUGUUCUCUGAACCAUAUUUCCAGGGCGUCGAACGGGUCCUGGAGGUCGGAGGCUUCACAAAUCCAGCUGCCUGGGGCGUCACGCACCCAUACGUAGGCUCUCUGCAUCCUCUUAAAAUUGGAGAACCGAGAGUGGAGAGACCCAACGAGCCGAAACUGGUGAUCUAUGAGAAAUCGUAUUUCACUGGGAAAAGCCGAGAGAUUUACACCAACAUGAGGGACUUCAUCACCAAAACAGACCAACAGCAGAGGGCGUUCAUGUACAGCGUCGGCUCCCUGAAAGUCAUCGGUGGCAUAUGGGUGGGUUAUGAGAAGGAGGGCUUCCGGGGACAUCAGUACCUGCUGGAGGAGGGCGAGUACCACGACUGGCGAGCGUGGGGAGGCUGUGACUCGGAACUGCGCUCGGUCCGGGUCAUCCGAACUGACCUGAGCGACCCCAUGUUGGUGAUGUGCGAGAUGUCAAGUGAGGAAGUGGAGGAAGAGAACACGCUCGAGGUGAUGGAGGCCAUCCCCGAUGUGGAGGUGUUCAAUUUCCACACGUCAACACGCUCGAUCAGCGUAUUCAGUGGCGCGUGGGUGGCGUACUCUCACGUGGAUUACUCAGGAAACCAGUACGUCCUGGAGAAAGGUUUCUACAACAACUGUGCAGACUGGGGCUCGGGAGAUAACCGGAUCUGCUCCAUCCAGCCCAUCCUGCCUGCUGUGGCUGAUUCUCAGGCUUUCAGCAGCGAGCUGAUGGUGUACACGGAGCCGAAUUUCCAGGGGACGUGUCAGGUUCACCGCGAUAGUGAGGAGUUUCUGUCCGAGAGACGAACAGUGCAGUCCUGCAGGGUGUCGGGAGGAAGCUGGGUUCUGUACGAGGCGAACAGCUUCUUGGGGAACCAGUACGUCCUGUCAGAAGGAGAUUACCCGAAUCUCACCAGCAUGGGCUGCUCCGAGACCUGCGUCCUGAGAUCUGUAAAACCUGUCCCGAUCAUGUUCACAGUGCCGAACAUCUCUCUGUUCGGUUUGGAGUGUUUCGAGGGACGUGAACUCUCCCUGGAAGCGGAGGUGUCUUGUAUGAUGGAAGGAGGGUUUAAUCCUCACUUCCUGUCUGUGAGGGUCAACAGCGGCUGCUGGGUGCUGUGUGAGUACAAUAACUACAGGGGACGCCAGUUCCUCCUCGAACCCAUGGAGAUCACAAACUGGCCCAAAUUCAGCUCGCUCACGUCCAUCAGCUCCUUGUACCCGAUCCAAGAGAAGAGGCGAGUGUUCCGGAUCCGUCAUAAAGAGAGUGGACUCUACAUGUCAGUGCAGGGCGGAGUGGAUGCAAUGAAGACGGGACGUGUGGUGGUGUCCGAAAACGUGGAGGGUCUGAGUGAUGUGUGGUUCUAUCAGGACGGCCUCAUCAAGAACAAGUUGGCGCAGGCGAUGAGUCUGCAGGUCGUGGGAAAUGUGGAACCAGGAGCGAAGGUGGUUCUGUGGUCAGAAACCCGAACUCCUGUUCAGACCUGGAGCGCCAAACUGAGCGGCUCCAUCUCCAGCCUCACCUUCCCUGGCCUGCUGCUGGACAUGAAGGGUGGUAAAACGUACGAUAAGGAGCAUUUGGUUGUUCGGAACGAGACUGAAGACAGACCCGCUCCGCUAUGGGACAUCGAAUUAAUCUAAGCCCCGCCUCCUGUAUGGUUCCUUUGACCUUUAUUUAAUAUUUAUUCCAUCAGCUAACAUCCUACAUUCAGCUGAUAAAGGUGCAGUUUUACAUCAUCAGGUCCCUCAUUGUUUCACACCAACAGCUUGGAAAUAUUAUGCUGUCUGUCCACAUGAGGGAGCCCAAGAGCUAACAAAGGAACAAACCAACAAAUAAACAAACAAAAAAUCUCCAAUUAACACCAGUCGAAAGAUUCAGUGCUAGUAUUUUGGAUUCAUUUGCAUCUUUUGUUUUGUUUAACGUCAACAGUUUGUUGCUCACCGGCUGAAACUGAUGAAGCUGAAGUUCCACAGUUUAAAACACGAAAUGAUUAACUAGUGUUACAGUAAACCACGCAGCAUUAUAAUAAACACACUAACACAUAAACAAGCACAAGCGUGAUCAUGCUAAUUCCUAACACACGCACACACUAGCAUUACAGUAACCACCUGAACAAAAAUUACUAGCGUUAUAGGAAACACGCUAACAUGUGAACUAAUACUAUGUAAAUAAACAUGAAACAUAAAAUAAUUAGCAUUUACAUUAACAUUUUAACACUGACCUGAUGUUACAGUAAACAUGCUAACACAUGAGCUUCUUGUAAACAGCCUAAAUAACAAACACAAACGUAAACAUGGUAAAUUCUGACCUGCAUCACAUUAAAUUAGCGAACACAAGAAUUCGGAUGAAUAAUCGGCUAAUCAUGAAAGAACACAACUGAUUUGUAUUGAUAUAAAUCGGUAUCAUCGUGCAAUCGAAAGCUACACGAUGUGAAAUUAGCGUCUGUUCUGUGUUCGAGUAAACACAGCCUGUUUGUUUUUCCUGUGUUACACCGAGCGACACAGCCGCUUUAAUCAGCAGCUCCACGGCAGCCAUUUUGACCGUUUCUGGGUUUUUUCAUCUGCUAACUCACGUUGUUCUUUCACUCGCUGCUUAGCAACAAGUAAUCAUUACAUUAAUCUUAGCUACGAAGUGUUUAGCAGUGAAGAGCGCUGUUCUGCUCAGUGUGUUUAUUGACAGUGUUAAGUGCAUCAACUUUUUAAUGUACAUAGAGGUCACCUGAGGUCACGGCAGGAAGGGGGUGAGAACUCAAGAACCGCUUACUGAGCAGAUUUGCGCUGGAAUACGAGCGAAACGGCUCUGAACUUUCAGAACGCUUUACCUUUUUUGGACACGGACUUUGUUGAUCAUGUGGACUUUGAUGAAACAGUUUUAUUGUUUAAUGUGUAAAUGUGAUUUUAAUAAUGACGACAUUCAUGUUAGCAAUUACGUCUGCUUUUACUGGGGUGUGUGUUGGAUGUGUGUGUGUUUAACUUUCAUGAAAUGCCAAAUGACAGGUGUUCCUCUGAGUAUUCAUCCAUCAGUUGUUGUUGUUUUUACAUUGUCCUGUGAUUUUUAUUUUUCAAAGUGCAGUGUGAAUUAUUCUGUAACAGGGAGUGGAUUCAAUUUUGAAAAUAAAUAAACAUCCUCCUG